UGUUCCACGUCAAUUACCACGUGAUCAUAACAGAGAAGAAAAAUAUCUACAUGCCGUGUUAUAAAACUCCAACAUGGCAGUAAACAUACUAAAGGUUACGUGAAAUGACCGUGGAGAGUAUAACAAAACUCUGUAAAAACGAAACACGCUUACUCCAGAGAUUGUCAACAUGUAACGUCAGCAGAGAGAACGGAAGUGUAGCAAUUCAUUGAAAAAACAUGGAAGACCACGGCCAGGAGAUAUAGAAUUUCUGUAAGUUGCUAGAUGAUUGCGAUCAGUGUGCCUGACGGUAUGAUUCAGGGGGACGGGGGAGGGUAUCGGUGGGUCGUCGCCAUCGCAGCCUUCUUCACCCAGUUCAUUAUCUGUGGAAUAACGUACAGUAUUGGGGUGUUUCACAUUGUGUUCAGUAAGAUAUUCAACGAGGAUCAUUUCAACUCAUCAUGGGUUGGUUCAAUCUUACUGUACACAACUGCUUUAACAAGUGUGGUGAUGCGGUGCUUCAUGGCGCGGUUUGGCUGUCGGUGGAGCGUAAUGCUGGGGGGUCUGAUCUCUGCUCUAGGACUCUCCAUGGGAAUGGUGGUCACGGAGAUCUACCAGGUCUAUCUCUCAUUCGGGGUACUCACAGGAAUAGGCUUUGGUUUGGCCUGUACCCCGUCUAUAAUGGCAGUGGAACAACACUUCUACAAGCAGAGGCUCCAGGCCCUGAGUGUAGUACUGAGCGGGGUGGGGGCCGGGAUUGUCGUCUUUCCUGUCCUGAUCCGGACCCUGCUGGAUCACCUUGCCUGGAGGGGCACGCUCUGGAUCCUGUCUGGAAUAGCCCUCAAUCUGUGUGUGUGUGGGGCCCUGAUGACCCCCAUCAGUCGUAGCAAACAGGUACACCUCAUGCCCCUUCUCUCGUGUGUACCGCUCCGAAAUAUCACUUUCCAUGGAAUGUGUAUAGCUAACCUCUUUUGGAGUUUCGGCUCCACUGUGAUAUAUAUGUAUUUGCCAUCGUACGCAAUGGACCAAGGCUCCACUUUUGAUACCUCAGUAUUUUUGGUGUCCUGUGUGGGGAUGGCUAGUUUUACCUCCAGGGUUAUCUUCUCUUUUAUGGGACACAACAGCACGUUAGAUGACAUGACGGCCAUCUUGUGCUCUAUAGGACUCGGUGUGGUCAUUACGGGAACUUGUCCCAUGCUGUUUGAUGACUAUGCGGGACAGAUCGGGUACUCGCUACUGUUUGGAUUUUACAGUGGUUACUGGACUACGUUUCUGUCGCAGGCCUCGCGGGAGUUACUCGGCCCGGAAUGUAUUGCCAAGGGAAAUGGUUACCUCUCGUUUAUGAUAGCUCUGGGAUCUAUCAUGGCUGGACCAGCAGCAGGUUUGUUGAUCCAAGAGGAGACGGAAUUCAAGUAUGCUUUCUACCUAGCAGGAUCGGCCCUGUUGUGGAGCUCUGUGAUUAUGAUGCUGUUUAAGUACCAGUCCUGCGGCCUGGAGAGUUUUGUUUCAGAGUCGGAGAAGAACGACCAGAAGAUUCCGCUGGUGGAGAGUUCCGAGGACAAAUGUUUAAUCAAGGGAGAACCAAUAUUAGUGUAAGUUACCACUGGCCUGGUUCUCUCUAUGCAGCAGAGAGGCAAUGGUGACGUCCGUGUGAUAACUAGAUCAAAAUGCCAAUCAGGGAGGACAACUCUGAAGUGAUACUCAUAAGACGAUGGAGUGAGAUUUCAUACAACAGAAUUACACAGACACAACAAAACAAACAGAUUAUCAUGUGACCAUUUAUACUCGGAAAUGAAGAAAGUGAUGUUGUGUGAAUGUUGAUAUUAUUAUUUCUUAAAAGUUUAAUUGAUGCAAGUGAGUAUGCUCUUUAUUAGGGAAACUCUUAUCUUAAAUUUAUUUCUGCAUUGUUAGAUGUUACAAUUACUGUUUUAAGUACUGCGUUUUUUUUUUGUUUGUUUGUUUUUUUUUUGUUAUAUUUGUUCUUUAUGUUUUCAAAAAUGUUUUGUCUUGUUGUAUGCCUUUUCAGUAAAACAAAAAUAUAGAAAGAACUUUUUAACAGUCUUUUAAGGGACUUAACUCCUACACAUUGUGGAAUAAAUUGUGUGAAAGUUUUGAGAAUGAAUUAUUUGUUUGGACUUGCAUAUAGGAUCAUUUUUGUUAUCUAUGGCAUACAUGCUAUGUAGGCCUUUGCAUUGAAUUUUACAUUCAUGUCUGUAAUUGUGCUUGUUAAGAUUGUUGAUUAUUUAUAAAUCAUGAAUUAACUUUUUCUAAAAAAUGAAAUAUAAGUACUUGUAGUUAAAAAGCUAUUCCAUGUCUUUUAGGAAACAUGUAAACAAAGACAAUUUUUUUAAAAUGUUCAUAUUUUGAUAAUAAUCAGUUUGUUAAAUAGGGCAAUAUUGCAAUGUUCAAACUUAAAAAAAAAACAAAAAACAAAACGUGUACAGCAUUCUGUAUACAAUAAGUAUCUAUAAGCAUUAAAUAUUUUGAAGUUGUUCUUUAAUAUGUUUAGUGUUUGUGAGAGAAGUCUGUGUGAAUGGUUGAUUCAGAUUUUUUUUUUGUUUUUCCCAAUAUCUCUGGAAAAAAUUCCAGGAUAUUUAUAC
Saccostrea cuccullata (small rock oyster) is the source of this 2579-nucleotide messenger RNA. RefSeq names its product monocarboxylate transporter 12-like. Gene Ontology annotation, cellular component: membrane. Lineage: Eukaryota; Metazoa; Mollusca; Bivalvia; Ostreida; Ostreidae. The record is from RefSeq and is a predicted model, not a curated record. Bases 265 to 1575 code for a protein of 436 amino acids. Gene Ontology annotation, molecular function: monocarboxylic acid transmembrane transporter activity. Gene Ontology annotation, biological process: transmembrane transport. The transcript has 7 exons.